Peniophora sp. CBMAI 1063 is the source of this 1536-nucleotide messenger RNA. Lineage: Eukaryota; Fungi; Basidiomycota; Agaricomycetes; Russulales; Peniophoraceae. The record is from the annotation of a GenBank genome assembly.
AUGAAGGCAGCAUUAUCCGUCGCAUCCCGACGCUUGCCCCGCGCGACUACUUCAUGCACUAGCAUCCUGACGCGUCGACAGUACGCAACUGAUGUAAACCUACUACACCCACCUAAGCCGUCUACGUUCGGCCAGCCUACUUUUCAAAGCCAUCCCCAUCUCAUACAACUUGGGGAGGUCACACCAGGGAUUCCUGAACACGAGUAUGAGAGGCGUAGAGGAGAGCUUAUGAGCCAAUUGCCGGAAGGCGCUGUGGCGAUUUCGUUCUCGGCGCCAGUGAAGUACAUGAGUGAUGCCAUCUUUUAUAAGUACAGGCAGGCGUCUGACUUCUGGUACCUGACCGGCUUUGAAGAGCCCGACUCUGCCGUCGUUCUGCGCAAGAAUGGUGGCCCACGCGGAUAUACCAUGACGUUGUACUCGACUGGCCGCAAGCCCUCUCAAGAGCAAUGGGACGGUGCAUUCACGUCGCAUCCUGACGCGGCGGUACUUUUCGGUGCAGACGAUGCACGCAGUCUCGAUGACCUACCCGGUGAUCUACGCAAACAACUACCCCGUGCAACGGCCGUAUACGUCGACGGGCCGCCUGUGCAAAGGAAGAAACCUACGACUGGGCGAAGUUUGCUGAAGAUGUUGACCGGAGUGGGCGGAGGUAGAGCGGCAGAGGAUGUGCUGGAAGGGCUAAGUGGAACGAAGAGACAUGCUCUUGCACCGUUGGUUGGGAGGUUGAGAGCCGUGAAGAGCGAGUUCGAGCAGAGGGUCAUGCGGAGAGCUGCGGACAUUAGCGGUACUGCUCAUGCUAAGACUAUGCGAUUCGCAGAACCUGGACGCUCUGAACUGCAAUUGCAAGCCCACUUUGAGUACCUCUGCGCUCGCGAAGGCUCGCAACGACCAGCAUAUGUACCCGUCGUCGCAUCCGGAGCGAACGCACUCGUCAUCCACUAUACCAAAAACGACCACAUCCUCCGACCAAACGAACUAGUUCUAAUAGAUGCAGGCUGCGAAUACGGCGGCUACGCCUCCGACAUCUCCCGCACAUUCCCGGUUUCGGGCACAUUCACACCACCUCAGAAGGAGCUGUACUGCGCUGUUCUUGCUGCGCAGAAGCGUCUGGUAGAGCUCUGCGUUUCAUCGGGCGGUGAGAGUAUGAACGAUCUCCAUCGACAUAGCGUCGAUAUGUUGAGAGAUGAGCUAAGAGCGAUUGGCUUCGACUUUGGCGGGAGGAGAGGAGCGGGAGUGCUCGAGCGCGUCUUGUAUCCUCAUUACUUGACGCACCCUGUCGGUAUCGACCUACACGAAGCCGCCACUUACGACCGUUACGCACCGCUCAAACCUGGUAUGGUGAUCACCAUCGAACCAGGCGUAUACGUUCCCUACGACGAUGCCUUCCCGAAACACUUCCAAGGACUUGGGGUGCGUAUCGAGGACGAGGUGCUCGUGGGAGAGAAGUACGCCACGGUUCUUAGCGUCAACGCCCCGAAAGAGGUUGCGGAUGUCGAAGGCGCUUGUCAGGGUGCCCUCGGAUUUCAGGCGUUCUGA